Molecule: messenger RNA, 345 nt
Organism: Rotaria sordida
Lineage: Eukaryota; Metazoa; Rotifera; Eurotatoria; Philodinida; Philodinidae
Source: the annotation of a GenBank genome assembly
AUGGCAGCGUUACAUUUUUGGGGACCAAUUGCUAAUUGGGGUUUACCAUUAGCUGCUAUAGCAGAUUUAAAAAAAGAUCCUGAAAUUAUUAGCCCAAAAAUGACUGUUGCUUUAUGUUUCUAUUCAAUGCUAUUUAUGCGUUUUGCUGUUCAAGUAAAACCAAAAAAUCGACUUUUGUUUGCCUGUCAUUUUGCUAAUGAAUGUGCACAAUUGGUGCAAUUAGCAAGAUUUCUUAACUACAAAUAUGGUACACCACAACCGAUGAAACAAUAUCAAGUUCCAUCAACUGCUAGUAUACCAAAAACAAAUACACCAACAUCCGCUCAACUUGCACGCCCUACAUAA